CUGCAGCGCGGGGCCGUCUCCCCGCCGCGCUCCCGCAAGAUGCUCUUUUGGCACACGCAGCCGGAGCACUACAACCAGCACUCGACCGGCAGCUACCUGCGUGAUGUCCUUGCGCUGCCGAUCUUCAAACAGGAAGAACCACAGUUAUCUCCUGAGAAUGAAGCCAAACUGCCUCCCUUUCAGUAUGUUCUCUGCACAGCUACAUCACCUGCUGUGAAACUGCAUGAAGAAACUCUGACCUACCUCAACCAAGGUCAGUCUUAUGAAAUCCGUCUACUUGAGAAUAGGAAAUUGGGAGAGUUUCAAGAUUUAAACACAAAAUAUGUGAAGAGCAUAAUUCGUGUAGUUUUCCACGAUCGACGCUUGCAAUACACAGAGCAUCAGCAGCUAGAGGGCUGGAGGUGGAGUCGGCCUGGGGACCGCAUCCUCGAUAUAGAUAUUCCCCUGUCAGUUGGUAUCUUGGAUCCCAGGGCCAGCCCAACCCAGUUGAACACUGUUGAAUUUCUGUGGGAUCCAUCAAAGAGAGCUUCAGCAUUCAUUCAGGUACAUUGUAUCAGCACAGAAUUUACUCCACGGAAACAUGGAGGAGAAAAAGGGGUACCCUUCCGGGUACAAAUCGACACCUUUAAACAGAACGAAAAUGGUGAAUACACAGAACACUUGCAUUCUGCAAGCUGCCAGAUCAAAGUGUUCAAGCCUAAAGGAGCAGACAGAAAACAGAAGACUGACAGGGAAAAAAUGGAGAAGAAGACCACACAAGAGAAGGAGAAGUAUCAGCCUUCCUAUGAGACAACCAUUCUCACAGAGUGCUCUCCUUGGCCAGAUAUGCCUUAUCAAAUGAACAAUGUUCCAUCUCCAAGCUACAACAGUUCUCCAAACAGCUUCAACCUUGGAGAUGGCAACAGUUCUCCAACCCACCAAGUGGAGCUCCUGCCUCCCAGCAAUGAUCAUCUCCUUCCUUCUGCUUCUAUUCAAGAUGCCCAGCAGUGGCUACAUCGUAAUAGGUUUUCUCCAUUCUGUAGACUCUUCUCAAGUUUUUCGGGUGCUGAUUUACUGAAAAUGUCCAAAGAAGAUUUUGUUCAAAUCUGUGGGCCUGCUGAUGGAAUUCGUCUCUUUAAUGCAAUCAAAGGAAGAAAUGUAAGACCCAAAAUGACAAUUUAUGUUUGUCAAGAGCCUGAGCAAAACCGGUCUCAUCUUCAUCAGAAACGAGAAAAUGGAGAUGGCAGUCUGUGUGUGUAUCAUGCAAUCUUCUUGGAAGAGCUGACGACCCUGGAAUUACUUGAGAAGAUUGCAAACUUGUACAGCAUUUCUCCACAGCAGAUAAAUAGAAUCUAUCGGCAGGGACCCACGGGGAUCCAUGUGUUAGUGAGCAAUGAGAUGGUGCAGAACUUCCAAGAUGAAUCCUGUUUUGUUAUCAGCACAUUAAAAGCUGAAAGCAAUGACGGCUACCACAUCAUCUUGAAAUGACCAUGCUGCAUAGAAAGACUAAAUUUUAGUGCCUCACUGAGAUUGCUACAACGUAGACUGGAAACAUGAAGAACYUUCUGGAUGAAAUGCUCCUAUGACCUAGGAAUUACCAUCUUAAGGAAGGAGAUUGCUUUUACUGAUACACAUUUUAUUUUGUUUUAUUUGGGAAUUGGAGCUGAGAACAUUCUCAAAACUUAUACAUGUUUCUUCCUCCCUCCCUUCCUCUCCAGACUUAGAAAUUGUUGAGGUUUCUGCUUAUUGCUUUGAAACACCUGAWAAUGAAAGAUAAACAAAACCCAAUUCUCUAGACCCCCUCAUGGUUGGGUGAAUUGAUUUACAUACAGUUCUGAGUGCUCUCCUGCUUUCAAAACACAGAACCCCCAGGCUGACAAAUAUGGGCUCCCAGGGGCUUCUCUUUUACUUUCUUUGAGAUGGAGGGCUUGGGGCUAACUCCAAGAGCAGAUCAGGCAAUGCAGAAGUUGGAUUUUGUGCCCAGUCCCCACCCAAAGUGUCAGCCCUGGAAGCCCACACUUAGGUGCUGCCUAMCUGUAGAUGUUCUCAGACAUGAUUAUGUACGGAGAGAAUGUGUGCCUGUACAACAGGAUAAUUUUACAGGGUUCAGGAGAGGACAUACAACCUGAAGCAAGUAGUUCAAUCCUGUACUUUAGUUUUAGAAUGGCCUCUUUGAAUAGMAUAUGUGAGGGUUUUCUGAGGAAAUGUUUUGAACAUUGAAAGUAUAGAGCUCAUGACAAAUUAUGUUGCGGAUUUGUUCUGUUCUGAAAAGCAUUAAUUAAUUGCUAUUUUUGCUAUAACUGGUGGCUAGGUUUUAUGGUCUUGAUGAUUUUCUCCUGUUACUAAAGCAAGUAGAAAUAAGUUUUGAUUGAAUUCAGGUAAUGAAUAAUCUUAGUUGCUGCUUCUUAGACUUUUGCUCUUUCACUCCUGU
Molecule: messenger RNA, 2410 nt
Organism: Nothoprocta perdicaria
Lineage: Eukaryota; Metazoa; Chordata; Aves; Tinamiformes; Tinamidae
Gene: TFCP2L1
Product: transcription factor CP2 like 1
Exons: 15
Coding region: 40-1467 (475 amino acids)
Biological process (GO): regulation of transcription by RNA polymerase II
Cellular component (GO): nucleus
Molecular function (GO): DNA-binding transcription activator activity, RNA polymerase II-specific; RNA polymerase II cis-regulatory region sequence-specific DNA binding
Source: RefSeq, a predicted model, not a curated record